AAUAAAUCACAUUUUAAACUUUAAUGAAAUAAUAUUUUCAUAAAAUAUAAAAAUCCAAUUUCAUAAAGUUUUUAAAAUUUUAUCACUAACCUGAUUUAUCCCUAGAUUAAUUGGUAACCGUUGAUAAUUUAUAAAUUAUAAAAUUCCUAAAAUUGUAAAUCCAACAAUAAAAUAAAGAUAAAGAUAAAGAUAAAAAAUGGUAGAGAAGGAGAUGAAGAAGCGUGAAUUGAGAUCAGGAGUCUCAGUGGGUCUUCUUAAGGGACAUACGGUGACUCCGCUUCCGCUCACAAGUUCGGUGAGACCAAGUAGAAGAAAAGGCCUUAAGACUAACCGUUCAGCUCUUGUGUCUGAGGUGAUUCGUGAGGUUUGCGGAUUCGCGCCUUAUGAGAGGAACUUGAUUGAAUUGGUUAAAAUCGGCUCAGCUUCCACGAGUAAAAGAGCGUUUAAAUUCGCUAAGAGGCGCCUGGGAACACAUAGACGUGCAAAAGCUAAAAUGAACGAAGUCGCAAACAUCGUUGAACAACAACGUAAACGACGUGCCUAA
Messenger RNA from Theileria parva strain Muguga, 544 nucleotides. It is a transcript of the gene rpl-36, whose product is annotated as 60S ribosomal protein L36. Bases 197 to 544 code for a protein of 115 amino acids. The record is from RefSeq and is a predicted model, not a curated record. Gene Ontology annotation, molecular function: structural constituent of ribosome. Gene Ontology annotation, cellular component: ribosome; cytosolic large ribosomal subunit. Gene Ontology annotation, biological process: cytoplasmic translation. The transcript has 2 exons. NCBI's taxonomy places the organism in Eukaryota, Apicomplexa, Aconoidasida, Piroplasmida, Theileriidae.